Rubroshorea leprosula is the source of this 1754-nucleotide messenger RNA. The record is from the annotation of a GenBank genome assembly. Lineage: Eukaryota; Viridiplantae; Streptophyta; Magnoliopsida; Malvales; Dipterocarpaceae.
AGAUCCACAUAUCAAAUAGUAGAACCUAAAAACUUCAAAUCAACGGCAAGGAUAGGAUCGUACACACCGUGAAAUGUUUUUAACGGUGAUUGUGGAACUCGGAAGCGGUGAUUUUCAGAUUUACCCCAACCAUGCUUAAUUCUAAACUUAACCACGGUUAAAAUUGCAGUUUAUAUUCAAGAGAACCACACCCUUCUGUCUUCACUUCUUCUUCUUAAAACGAUGUCCCAAAAUGAUGAUCGGAGAAACCACCCGACCGCCGAAUCCCACCGUUCUUAUACCCGCUUGGGACUCACUCAACGAGCUGCCGGGCUCAUUCUCUCCUGUUGGGUUCAACAGCAAUGCGAACAGUCCCGUCGAUUACUUUGCUUCUCUCCACCGUUAUCUUCCGUCGAAUGACUACGAGUCUGACUCACUGUGCGAGGACUCCGAUUUUCCGGUGGACGCUUUCUCGUGCGAUCAGUUCCGAAUGUACGAGUUUAAAGUGAGGAGGUGCGCUCGUGGAAGGUCACACGACUGGACUGAAUGUCCGUAUGCACAUCCCGGGGAGAAGGCCCGACGGAGAGACCCGAGGAAGUAUCAUUACUCGGGUACUGCUUGUCCUGACUUUCGCAAAGGUAACUGUAGAAAAGGUGAUUCCUGUGAGUUUGCUCACGGUGUCUUCGAGUGCUGGCUCCACCCGGCCCGUUACCGUACCCAGCCAUGCAAGGAUGGUACGAGUUGUAAGAGAAGGGUUUGUUUCUUUGCUCACACGCCGGAACAGCUACGAGUACUGCCUCAGCAGAGUCCCAGGGGAAAUGGUUCCGGGUCGGGCGAUAUGGAUUUUAUCGGGUCACCAAUCCGUCAUCGGUUGGAGGUUGUAUCCUCGCCAACUUCGAUCCUGGCGUCUCCUCCGGUAUCUCCGCCGUCUGACUCUCCACCUAUGUCGCCGAGCGGAUCGUACAACUCGGUGAGUGAACUAGUUUUGUCUAUGCGUGGGCUUCAACUAGGUAAGAUGAAAGUAGGUAGUCCUCGGGCGCUGCAGAUGGGUUCUGGGUACGGGUCUCCCCGAGGAGGAUCCUCGCUCCGACCCGGAUUAUCCAGCCUGCCCACUACCCCGACCCGAACCCAAUCCCAAUCCCAAACCAGGUCCGUUCUCUGGGAUUGCUGUACCUUUGAAGAGGAACCGGCAAUGGAGAGAGUGGAAUCCGGCAGGGAUUUGCGGGCAAAGAUGUAUGCAAGACUGAGCCAGGAGAACUCGUUGGGUCGUGUGGAACAUUCAGGGUCGGGUCCUGAUGUCGGGUGGGUUUCCGAAUUGGUAAAGUGAAGCUGGGUCGGAAGUUGACCUGUUUCCUUUUUCUUUUUUUCUUUUUUUUUUUGGAUUUAAUUUUGGGGGAAAUUGAAAAUUCGGCGGCCUGUGAUUCUUCUGACAGUUUGGAUAUGGAAGUUGGAUUUUGGAAAUGUGCAGUUGCGUUGUUGCGUGUACAUAGAAUAUGGGGGGAGACAGAUCUAGAAGUCUCUAUUUUGUGGUGCUUUUUUGGAUUUUGAAAAAAAGAAAGGGAAAAUUGCAACUUUUGUAUAGAAGAAGGAUUUGUUAAGGCUGCCGAAGAACUGGUAGCGGUUUGUUGGUAUAUUUUGUCUACGAAUUGUAAUUUCCUUGCAUAUUCUGAAUUACGUUUCAUGUAAUAUUCAUCCUCUACUAAUUCAAUGUGAUAUCUUUCUUCUUGAGUUUUCUUGUCUUGAGCUAAAUUACAAAAUACAAAGCUUUUUUCUUU